Molecule: messenger RNA, 555 nt
Organism: Hevea brasiliensis (rubber tree)
Lineage: Eukaryota; Viridiplantae; Streptophyta; Magnoliopsida; Malpighiales; Euphorbiaceae
Exons: 1
Coding region: 17-262 (81 amino acids)
Source: RefSeq, a predicted model, not a curated record
GUAAUAUAAGACAUUUAUGGAUGCAAAAGAAGCUCGCACUGAGGUUUCUCAGGAGCAGGCCAGGGAGUUGCUCAUUGGAAUAUCUUACUGCCUACCAGAUAAGGUUCAGAAUUCAGAAGUGCAGGAAAUUUUGACGGGUAAAGAGAGUGUUUCAAGGACAAACAGCGAUGGAGCGGAUAAGUAUAGAUCUGAACUGAUUUCUAUCUCUUACUGCCCAUCUCCUGAUAUGACACCAUCACCUGUGGCAUUAGGAAAACCAUGAUGGUUAGCAUGGAUCUCUUCUUUUCCCUACUUUUCUAAUAGGCUGCAAGGACUCUUUAUUUUGUCAUAAAAGUUUAUUGUAACGUGUUCUCCUGGUUGGGUGUGUUGUUGAACUUGCUAUAGUUUAAAUGUUUUUGAAUCCAAUGUUGGGUUGCUGUCUGUUGAUGUCAAUAGUAAGGGGAAGAUAUGAAGCAUCUUUUCCAUACGUAUCUAACGUGUAAUAUUACAGUAAAGAUAUGUUAUAAUUGGCGAUUUGGUCUUAUUUUAUCCCUGAUACUUUCUUUUUAUUGUUCA